GUCUGCCGCAAUAUGUGAACAACAACAACAACUAACAAAACACGUGCUUUUGUUUACAAUCACUGGAAGAAAAUGUCAUUCAAUUUCUAAUCGAUCAGUAAAUGUCAUUCAGUUUCAAUUUUCCAGAUCCAUUAGAAAAUGAUGGAAGUACACAAAAGAAAGACCAGUCGAGUGUACCAACUGAUAAUGAGUCUGUACUGGAAUUCAGUGAAGUGCAAGAAACACAAGUUGAUAGGACACUGCUCACAGAUGUACAGACAAGGACAUUUGAAGUCUCGUCCAGUGUUCACUUGGUUUGUUUACACAGCCGUGAGGUGGAGAAACAGUUAACAGCAAAUCCAGAGUCAAAGUGCGGAUUAAAACUAGCCACUGAGCAACACUCAGAUCUGAUACCAAAUGUGUAUGAAGGUGGUCUCACAGUAUGGGAGUGCUCAGUGGAUCUCGCUUGCUACCUGGCAGGAUGUGGCGAGUGCCUCAAUGGGAGACGUGUCCUGGAGCUUGGCUGUGGGGCGGGAUUACCUGGUCUGGUGGCAAUCAGGUGCGGUGCAACCUCUGUCCACUUCCAGGACUAUAAUCCUGAGGUUAUAGAACACUAUACAAUACCAAAUGUUCUGCUAAAUCGGCCCCCUGAGUGCACAUGUACCUGUCGAUAUUUCACCGGAGACUGGUCUCAUUUCCAGCAGAAAAUGCAUACUAAGGGCACAAAAUAUGAUGUGAUAUUGACAGCUGAGACAAUAUACAAACCUGCAAACUACUCAAAGCUUUUGAAUAUUUUUCAAGACUUCCUUUCUGAAGAUGGUACUAUAUACGUGGCAGCUAAGAGUAACUACUUUGGUGUUGGUGGCGGCACUCAAGAUUUCAUGGAGUUUGUUAGAGAGACGCUGCAGUUCAGGGCCAUAGUGUGCCAUACAGUGGACGCUGGUUUGCCAAGAGAAAUUCUGAAAUUGACUCGGAAGACCUGAAUCAUAUGUUCUCGUGGAAAUUGAAACCCUUGCAGUAAUAGAAACUAGUCAUAUCAUAUGUGAUAUGCACAACAUCAAUGAUGUUUUUGUGACAAUGUAAAAGAGGCUACAAAAACAUGUUUUAUACCAUGUAUGGAUUUCAUACUUAUAAAUGUUCUUUUGUGAGUACUCUAUAUCUCUCCUUGGUAAUUCUUGUAACUUCUCUCUUGUUGUGCAAGGCUUUAAAAUUGACAAUACACAUGUUCAAAAGCCACACUACCAUGUAUCUUUAAAUAAAUAAAAACAUGAUGGUCCUGAAUCGCUCACCUUCAAGGUUAACUGGUUGUGAAAGAACAGCAACCUAGUUUUUUAGCACACUUGACUCUGUUUCAAACAUGGCUUUGUAAAAAUUGUGGCUUUGAGAGUGGUAAAAUGUUAUUUAUAAGAUUUGACCUGUAGACCUAGUUUGUGUACGCUUUUACAAAGAUUCAAACUUUGCCUAGAUAUUUUCAAGAUGAACAUUCUGAUCAAGCUUCAUCAAGAUUGAGUCAUAAAUAUGGUCAAGGGUGGAGGAAAUAAGGUUUUUCUCUGAUUUCACUUGGUGACCUAGUUUUUGGACACACAUUACCCUGAGUCAAACUCUGCCUAGAUAUUAUCAAGAUUAAUAAAUGGUAACUUGCUAAAAGCUGACAACAGACAACACACAACGACUGACUCCUGACACAUUUACACAUUUUGUGCUUCGGGGAGUAAACAAAAUUGUUAUUUUACAUUUUAAGUAAUGUCUGUUAAGUAAUCACUGUUAAAUUGUUUUGAAACAAGUAUUUGAUAGAUGCUGAUGCACUCUGAGCUGUUAAAUCAGAAUUUCUACUUGAAUAUUAUCACUUCCACAUGUAUCUCAGUAAUAUUUUUUGGACACAAACCUGAAAUAUUUGGUAUUUUAAUAAAUUUCAUACCAUCAAUUGUGUUUCUAAAACCAAAUCUAUCCAAAUAUGUCAGAACACUGUGAUUUACAUAUUUUGGUAGUAGAUCUUGCAAAUUGUUAUGAAAUAGUAAAUUUAACAUUUCAUUGCUUAAUCAGUCACAUGGGGGCGUUUCUAUUGUAUUCUUCUUUUACGAGCGUGUGAAGGUUUUGUGUUCAUUCUAUUUUAUAGAAAAAAGGAUCUGUCCUCGUCAGAAAUUGUGUUAACAGCCAAUUAUAAUUAAAGCAAAUUUUAUAAUAGAGAACUAACCUUGAA
This is a messenger RNA of Dreissena polymorpha, 2179 nucleotides long. Its product is annotated as histidine protein methyltransferase 1 homolog. The coding region runs from base 102 to 962 and encodes 286 amino acids. NCBI's taxonomy places the organism in Eukaryota, Metazoa, Mollusca, Bivalvia, Myida, Dreissenidae. Gene Ontology annotation, biological process: peptidyl-histidine methylation, to form tele-methylhistidine. The transcript is spliced from 9 exons. Gene Ontology annotation, molecular function: protein-L-histidine N-tele-methyltransferase activity. The record is from RefSeq and is a predicted model, not a curated record.